Messenger RNA from Aspergillus melleus, 990 nucleotides. RefSeq names its product Mrp/NBP35 family ATP-binding protein. Gene Ontology annotation, biological process: iron-sulfur cluster assembly; mitochondrial respiratory chain complex I assembly. The transcript has 4 exons. The record is from RefSeq and is a predicted model, not a curated record. Gene Ontology annotation, cellular component: mitochondrion. The coding region runs from base 1 to 990 and encodes 329 amino acids. Lineage: Eukaryota; Fungi; Ascomycota; Eurotiomycetes; Eurotiales; Aspergillaceae. Gene Ontology annotation, molecular function: ATP binding; 4 iron, 4 sulfur cluster binding; ATP-dependent FeS chaperone activity.
AUGCUCGGACGGAGGUUGUUUUCGACCGCCCGGGUCUUGCAACAUGAUAACCCAUUGGGCCUGCCUCGCUCCGGCACUCCGCCUCCAUUCCCCCGUCGUCGCGGGCUCCCUGAGAAGCGCAAGAUUCGCGAUGUGAAGAAGGUCAUUGCGGUGUCGUCGGCUAAAGGAGGUGUCGGAAAGUCGACAAUUGCUGUCAACCUCGCUUUGGCCUUCGCGCGUCGAGGCAUUCGCACCGGAAUUCUUGACACCGAUAUCUUCGGUCCCUCUAUUCCAACUCUCCUCAAUCUCUCCGGCGAACCUCGUCUUGACGAUAAGAACUGCCUAGUUCCUCUAACCAACUACGGCCUAAAAUCCAUGUCCAUGGGCUACCUCCUCCCCCAAGCCGCAGCAUCCACCACCUCCUCAGACCCCAACACCCCCCUCCCAAUGGACACGACCCCGAUCUCCUGGCGCGGCCUCAUGGUCACGAAAGCGAUGCACCAGCUCCUCCACUCCGUCUCCUGGGGUCCCCUGGACGUUCUCUUCCUCGACCUGCCCCCAGGCACCGGCGACGUGCAACUCACCAUCGGCCAGGAGAUCAUCCUCGACGGGGCGGUGAUCGUGUCCACGCCGCAGGACAUCGCGCUGCGGGACGCCGUCCGCGGAUUCGGCAUGUUUCAGCGCAUGGAGGUCCCCGUGCUCGGCAUGGUGCGGAACAUGGCUUUCUUUGCGUGUCCGCAGUGUGGGCAUCAGACGAGGAUCUUUUCUCAUGGGGAGAGUCAGCAUCAUCAUCACCAUCAUGGCUCUGAAGAUUGGGGCGUCGUGGCGGAGUGUAAGAGGCUCGGGGUCGAUUUCCUAGGCGAUAUCCCGCUUGAUGCGCGUGUCUGCGAGGAUGCGGAUCGGGGUAUGCCGACGGUGGUGGCGGAGGAGUCGGCGGAUCGGAGUGCGAGGAGAGAGGCGUUUUUGGAUGUUGCUGAGAAGGUGGCUAGGAAGGUGGGGGUGGAAUGGUAG